GGCCGUUGCCGCAGAGUUGCUGGGAGGUGACGAGAGGUGGAGUCGCUGGGGCUAAGAUCAUGCCUCACAGCGAAAGGUUUUCUGGGCAGCAGAGGCCGCUAGGCUUGGGAUGAAAGAAGCAGGGCAGAUGCAAAAUCUGGAGAGCGCGGGGGCCGGGCGGUCAGUGAGCACCCAGACUGGCAGCAUGACCGGUCAAAUACCAAGGCUUUCUAAAGUCAACCUUUUCACUCUGCUCAGUCUCUGGAUGGAGCUCUUUCCAGCAGAAGCCCAAAGACAAAAAUCUCAGGAAAAGGAAGAGGGAAAGCAUGGACCCCUAGGAGAUAAUGAAGAGGUGGCCAGAGUAUCUACUGAUAAAAAACUGGUGAAGAGAACUGGUCUUGUGGUGGUGAAAAACACGAAAAUUGUUGGUCUGCACUGCUCUAGUGAAGAUUUACAUGCUGGGAAAAUUGCUCUUGUAAAACAUGGGUCAAGACUGAAAAACUGUGAUCUUUAUUUUUCCAGAAAACCAUGUUCUGCUUGUUUGAAAAUGAUUGUAAAUGCUGGAGUUAACCGAAUUUCAUACUGGCCUGCUGAUCCAGAAAUAAGUUUGCUUACUGAGGCUUCUAGUUCUGAAGAUGCAAAGUUAGAUGCCAAAGCAGUGGAAAGAUUGAAGUCAAACAGUCGGGCCCAUGUGUGUGUCUUACUUCAGCCUUUGGUGUGUUAUAUGGUGCAGUUUGUAGAGGAGACCUCUUACAAAUGUGACUUUAUUCAGAAAAUUACAAAAACAUUGCCGGAUGCUAACGGUGACUUUUAUUCUGAAUGUAAACAAGAAAGAAUAAAAGAAUAUGAAAUGCUAUUUUUGGUUUCGAAUGAAGAAAUGCAUAAGCAAAUACUGAUGACUAUCGGUUUGGAGAACCUGUGUGAGAAUCCCUACUUCAGCAAUCUAAGGCAGAACAUGAAAGACCUGAUUCUACUUCUGGCCACAGUGUCUUCCAGCGUGCCCAACUGUAAACGCUACGGAUUUUAUUGUGGCGGUGCCGAACAGACUAAUGACAUUCACAAUCAAAGUUUGCCACAAGAAAUUGCAAGGCACUGCAUGGUUCAGGCCAGGUUAUUGGCGUAUCGAACUGAGGAUCAUAAAACAGGAGUUGGAGCAGUCAUUUGGGCAGAAGGCAAAUCUCGAACUUGUGAUGGAACAGGCGCGAUGUACUUCGUAGGAUGCGGUUAUAAUGCUUUUCCUGUUGGAUCUGAGUAUGCUGACUUCCCACACAUGGAUGACAAACAGAAAGACAGAGAAAUAAGGAAAUUCAGAUACAUUGUACAUGCAGAACAGAAUGCCUUGACAUUUAGGUGUCAAGAAAUAAAACCAGAAGAAAGAAGUAUGAUUUUUGUGACAAAGUGCCCGUGUGACGAGUGUGUACCUUUAAUUAAAGGUGCAGGCAUAAAACAAAUCUAUGCAGGGGAUGUGGACGUUGGAAAAAAGAAGGCAGACAUCUCUUACAUGAGGUUUGGGGAACUUGAGGGUGUUAGCAAAUUUACAUGGCAGCUGAAUCCAUCAGGAACUUGUGUUCUUGAACAAAAUGAGCCUGAAAGCAGAGAGAGGAAGUUUUCCUGACGUUGAGCUCUUCUUGGACGCUUAGACGGUGUGUUGAGACCUGAGGCCCCGGAUGAAGAGCAGCACCAGAACAAGAAGCUGCGUCUCGGAAAACACUGAGAAGUCCCGUCUACACCGGAGUGAAGGCCUCGAGACUUUUUGUUGUACUUUUUAAAUUCAGCCUGGUUAACUCAGAAAAUAAGGAUGGAUUUUGUGAAGAAUUGAAAAAUUUUUUAAGGAUGCUAAUUUAUUACUAGCAUAUGAGUGAUGUUAAUAAGAAUAUUUUUAUUUUAGAUUUAUUUUUGUGUUUUCCAGAUGAUAGUGCUAUGUUCUUUUAUUACACUAAAUGGGGUUGCAAUAGUGUAAUGAGACCAGUUUAGUUGCCCAUGGGAACUGAUUUCUCCUUGUCUUAGCCUUAUAUUAGCCAGUGUGAAAGAGACUGGGUCACUGGAAGUCACAUCUCAGCAGCGAAUUGCACGCUUUUUAAGUAGUGAUUCCUUUGGGUUAUGAAGGUGAUAAUUCUGCUCCAGGGAAAUAAGUGAUGACUUCGCCUUCUUAAGUCAGUGUGUGGCUCAUCGAAAGUACACAUUUAUACCCAAAGCUUUUAAUAAUCAAAAUUUACUUCAUUAGAAUUGAAUCCUAAAAAUGAAGUUGGUGGCCCUGGUCUCCAUUAUAAAAGUAUAUUCCUAACAAAGUUAUUAAUUUUUCUUAAAUCUUUCAAUAUGUAGAAAUCACAAUGAUUUUGGACUCGGAUGUUAUAUUACUGAUUUGGGGUAGUAAUAGGAAGAGAAUAUUAUUCUGAGACAAUAUUACUAUUUGAUAUCACCGACCCUUGAAAUCACUAACAAUGAUUCUCAAAUUUGGGUAUGAUGUUAACAGAGAAGACAUACUUUAAUCUGGAACAUUGAAACUACCUUUUGAAUUCCAUUCGUAAAUGCUGCCCGUUUUUCCCUCCAUAUAAUUAACACAGAGUGUCUCAUGGCUUUGAAUGGAAGGCCUUUUAAAAAGUUUGCAAACCUUAAGAAUACUAAAAAUCUUGAAAGUAAA
Messenger RNA from Equus quagga, 2620 nucleotides. It is a transcript of the gene CDADC1, whose product is annotated as cytidine and dCMP deaminase domain containing 1. The transcript is spliced from 10 exons. Lineage: Eukaryota; Metazoa; Chordata; Mammalia; Perissodactyla; Equidae. The record is from RefSeq and is a predicted model, not a curated record. Gene Ontology annotation, molecular function: dCMP deaminase activity; zinc ion binding. The coding region runs from base 110 to 1594 and encodes 494 amino acids. Gene Ontology annotation, biological process: dTMP biosynthetic process; dUMP biosynthetic process. Gene Ontology annotation, cellular component: cytoplasm.